AUGUCCUUCAACUCUGAAAGUUCAUUACCACAUUCCAAACAGUGGGAUUAUGAUGUGUUUUUGAGUUUUAGAGGAGAAGAUACUCGUAAGACCUUUGUCGCCCACCUUUAUAGAGAAUUAAGUCGAGCUGGAAUCAAUACCUUCAAAGAUGAUGAAACACUAAAAAGUGGUGUAUCCAUCUCACCUCAACUUGUGAGUUCCAUAAAACGGUCAAGGUUUGCCAUUCUCGUCUUCUCAGAGAACUAUGCUUCAUCCAAAUGGUGCUUGGAUGAGUUAUCGAAGAUUAUGGAAUGUCAACUUGAACUUGGGCAGGUAGUUGUACCAAUCUUCUACGACAUCACUCCGUCAGAAGUACGCUACCAGAGAAAUAGUUUUGCUAAAGCCUUUUCCAGGUAUGAGGAAGAUUUCAAGGGUGACACCAACAAGGUGCAUAACUGGAGGAAAGCUUUAAAAGAAGCAGCCGAUUUGUCUGGCCAUGAUCUGCAUGGAGCUACUUACAAUGGAGACGAGUCUAUAUGCAUUCAACAUAUUGUGAAAGAUAUAUCUAAUAAGUUGAGCCGAAAGUCAAUGAUCAGUGGCACUCUUGUGGGAGCAGAAUCACAAAUUCAAGCUGUACUUUCACUGUUGAUGAUGGAGUGUGAAGAUGUUCGAUUUAUUGGGAUUUUAGGGAUGGGUGGUAUUGGGAAGACCACCAUUGCAAGGGCUAUUUUUGAUAGUAUUUCUCAUCAAUUUGAAGGUGCUUGUUUUGUUGUAAACGUUAAAGAAAAUCAACCUAAGCUGGGAUUGUUGUCUCUACAAAAGACUCUGGUUUCUGAGGUGUUGACAGUUGAAUCUGUGAAUAUAGCUGAUGAAUAUGGUGGAAUUGAUAUGAUCAGAAAAAGGCUUGGUUCUAAGAAGGUUUUAGUAGUUCUUGAUGAUGUGGAUCACCAAGACCAGUUGGAUGGGUUAGCUGGACACCGUAAUUGGUUUGGUGGAGGCAGUAGAAUUAUUAUAACAGCAAGGGAUAAACACUUAUUUCGGGACUGUGAUGGAACUUAUAGUGUUGGCUUACUAGCUGAAGCUGAAGCGAUUCAGCUGUUUAGUUGGCAUGCUUUUAGAAAGACAUCUCCUAACAGUGAUUUUCAGCAGCUCUCUCAAUGGGUGGCACAGUACGCCGGUGGCCUUCCCCUGGCGCUUAAAGUCAUAGGUUCCUUCCUGUGUGGACGGAGCAUGAAGCAGUGGAGAGAUGCACUAGAUACACUGAAAGGUAUUCCAGAAGAUGAAAUUAUUUCAAAGCUUAAGAUAAGUUGUGAUGGACUGGAGGAUGCACAUAAGCAAGUUUUUCUAGACUUAGCAUGUUCCCUUAUACCAGGUCCUGCUUAUAUUAGAAAACUGUACCCUGAAAUAAUAAUAGCUGUCCUGAUUGAGAAGUCCCUCCUUUUUGAGUCAUCAUUUGAAAGGAUUGCGAUGCAUGAUUUGAUUCGAGAAAUGGGACGACGCGUUGCACUGCAACAAUACCCAAGGAAAAGGAUAUGGCUUCAUGAAGAUAUUGCUGAUGUUUUAACAGAAAAUACGGGUGUAGAAGCAGUAGAAGGCAUAUUAAUUCCAUUGAAGUCUGAUGCAGAGGAAGAUACUAUACACCUGAGCAAUGAAGUCUUUAGACAUAUGAAGCGACUAAGAGUAUUCAUUAAACCAUAUCACAUGAACUUCAUGCAUUUGUGUGCUCAUGAGCCUAUAAAUUUCCUUCCUAACAGCUUAUGCUGGUUUGAUUGGUCGUAUUAUCCUUCAGCAUCGUUGCCAAAAGAUUUUAAACCACCAAAACUGGUGGGCCUUAUUAUGCGUUGCAGUUAUGUGGUUAACCUUUGGAAGGAGUCGAAGGUAUGA
This is a messenger RNA of Solanum verrucosum, 1863 nucleotides long. Its product is annotated as disease resistance protein Roq1-like. The record is from RefSeq and is a predicted model, not a curated record. Lineage: Eukaryota; Viridiplantae; Streptophyta; Magnoliopsida; Solanales; Solanaceae. The transcript is spliced from 3 exons. The coding region runs from base 1 to 1863 and encodes 620 amino acids. Gene Ontology annotation, biological process: defense response; signal transduction. Gene Ontology annotation, molecular function: ADP binding.